AUGCGGACGCACAACCCACAUGGCGCGCGAUUGCCCCACGGGCGUCAACUGCUACAAGUGUCAGAAGAUGGGCCAUUUCGCCAAGGAUUGCACAGCCGACAACCUCAGAAGUCGACGAAGACCGGUGGUGCCCGAGAUAACGGCGAGCCAGCUGCCGCCCGUGAUCUGCUCCCACUGCAAACGGAGAGGCCACGUCGCCGCCCAGUGCACAGCCGGCGAGGUCCAAGAGUUCGACGACUUCAAGGACUCGCUCGUGAUGCCAGAUCUGCUGGGCCAGACCAAGCGAAAGAAAGUCGCGGAGCCCACCGAGGAGAAGCUGGAGCUCGAGAAGGCGCAGAACAAGAAGAGGAAGGUGGUGACGACGCAGAUCCUCAUCAUCCCCAAGAACAAGAAAGGAGGCGAGGCCGCAGGUUCGCCUGCAUCGCUGGAGGGCGUCGUCACGACCAAGCAGCAGCACGAAGAAGAACGAAAACGAAAAGCGGAGGAGGUCGACAAUGGAAACGCGAAAGCGAAGGACGAGGGGGAAGACGAAAGUGGAGGAGGAGGUGGAGGGCUCUUUUCCCUCAUGGCCGACUACGGCGACAGCGAGGAGGACGAGGACGAUGGCGACGGCGAUGGCGAAGGGAGUGGAGGAGCAAACAAACAACAGGAGGAGGAAGUACCAACUUCAGUAGUGGCGGCCAGCGAAGGAACAACACGAGAAGAGGACGGGGAAGAAGAGGAGGAUGGGGAAGAAGAGGAAGACAGGGAAGAAGACACCAAAGUGGCCGCUGCUGGGGAAAAGUGUUUGGCUCAAUGAUAUGA
This is a messenger RNA of Acanthamoeba castellanii str. Neff, 804 nucleotides long. RefSeq lists its product as uncharacterized. Lineage: Eukaryota; Discosea; Longamoebia; Acanthamoebidae. Bases 1 to 804 code for a protein of 267 amino acids. The transcript has 3 exons. The record is from RefSeq and is a predicted model, not a curated record.